Molecule: messenger RNA, 3078 nt
Organism: Diaporthe amygdali
Lineage: Eukaryota; Fungi; Ascomycota; Sordariomycetes; Diaporthales; Diaporthaceae
Product: arylsulfatase
Exons: 5
Coding region: 1-3078 (1025 amino acids)
Molecular function (GO): N-acetylglucosamine-6-sulfatase activity; glycosaminoglycan binding
Source: RefSeq, a predicted model, not a curated record
AUGCAUCUCCAACCCGUCUUCUGGUCAGCUUGGCUAGCUGCCCUAACAUACGCAGGGCUUGCCCGCGCCAAUCUGUCACUCCAAGAUGAUACUCAAGCGGUUCUUGGCAGCGAAACGAGUGGCCCCAGUGCUGCGAAGAAGCCGAAGAAUGUGGUCUUCAUCCUGACAGAUGACCAAGAUGCGGCCAUGGACUCCGUUUCCUACAUGCCUCUGGUUAAGAAGUACCUCGCAGACAAGGGGACUACAUAUGCAAACCAUUUCACCACAACCGCAAUUUGCUGUCCCUCCCGGGUGUCUCUGUGGACGGGCAAGCAACCACAUAACACCAACGUAACCGAUGUGCAUCCACCCUACGGGGGAUAUCCAAAAUUUAUCUCGCAAGGGUUGAAUAGCAAUUACCUCCCGGUGUGGCUACAGGAAGCUGGCUACAACACGUAUUAUACCGGCAAGCUCUUUAACGCGCACACUAUCUACAACUACAAUAAGCCAUUCCCAGCAGCAUGGACAUCGACGGACUUUCUACUCGACCCGGGAACCUACUCUUACCUGCAUCCCAUCUACCAAACCAAUGGAGAACCACCGGUGCAUCAUCAUGAUGAACAUACAUCUGACCUCAUUACUAGCAAAGCGCAAGGUCUUCUCCAAGAUGCCAUUGGAUCAGACAAGCCCUUCUUCCUUGCAGUGGCACCCAUAGCACCACACUCUGAUAUCGAUCCUGACCAUGACAGCUCAACUUUGCCGUUGAUGACGGAACCUAUUCCCGCGGACCGCCAUGCCGGCCUGUUCAAAGAUGUCAAAAUCCCCAGGACGGACAACUUUAACCCAGACUCGCCUAGCGGUGCUUCAUGGGUGCGAAAGCUGGCACAGCACAAUGCCUCUGCCGUCGAGUACCUCGAUCACUACUACCGACAACGACUGCGAGCCCUGCAAGCAGUGGACGAGCUGGUGGAGAAGCUUGUGAUACAACUUGAAGAGGCCGGGAUCUUGGAUGACACGUACGUGAUCUUCAGCUCUGACAAUGGCUUCCACAUUGGCCAACACCGCUUGCCGCCAGGUAAGACGUGCGGGUAUGAGGAAGAUAUUCGAGUGCCGUUGAUCAUUCGCGGCCCAGGUGUUCCAAAAAGGCACGUUGAGGACGCUGUGACUACUCAUAUCGAUCUGGCACCGACUAUUUUGAAGAUGAUCGGAUCAGAUGCCCGGCCCAACUUUGAUGGUACUUCUAUUCCCCUUGGCGUGGAAGGUACGGGGAUCGACGACAAUGGUGAAGAGCUGGAUGCCUCAUUGCAAACAAAACGACAUGAGCAUGUUGCUGUUGAGUACUGGGGUUUUGCACUCGCAGAAGGCGAGGGUGGAGGAUACGAUGGCCAGGGAAACUUUGUUCUGAGGAACAAUACCUACAAAGCAGUGAGAGUGAUCGGGCAGGGGUACAAUCUCUACUACUCGGUUUGGUGCAACAAUGAGCAUGAGCUGUACAAUUUGGAGACGGACCCCGGCCAGCUGCAUAAUCUCUACUCGGCCGACUCCAAUGAAAAAGGCGUCAUGCUCUUGGGAACCCGCCUUUCUCUUGUCAUCAGCCGACUAGAUGCCCUGAUGAUGGUACUCAAAUCUUGCAAAGGUGAUACCUGCAUCGAGCCGUGGAAAGUUCUUCACCCGCAGGAAGACGUGCACAGCCUUUCGGAAGCAUUGCAAGUACGCUUCAACCCAUUCUACAGAAACCAGGCGAAAGUAGCAUACAAAAGUGCCCGCCGCCCGCGCACCCUCAGCACACGAAAAGGCGUGCUUGUCCAACCCAACCUCACAGCCCCAAACAUCAACACAAAUGGGAUGGCAACGUCUUCCCAACCAGCAGGCCCGUCGGACAAGGGCCCUCCGUACCGCUCCUUUAAGGAGCUCCGCGGCGAUCCAACUGUCGCCGUCGUCUUCUCCCCCGCCGCCAAGCGUCUCUUCUGGCCCCUCGAGGGCGUCUUCCCCACCGCCCUCUCCGUCAUGAAGACGUCCUGUAGCGCGGACGAUCUCGAGCCGUACUUCCAGCAGACCCUCGGCGGCGGAAUCUGGCACGAGAUCGCGCAGCUGCCCUUGACCGGCCCCAAGGUCUCGUCGGUCGAGGCAACCGUCUACGAUCUGGAGCAGUGGGAGUUCAACUGGGUGGCGUGGCACGGGCACCACGAGGGGAAGCCCGCCGACCCGGAGUAUGUCACGUAUGGGGAUCUAAGCGAUGAGGAUAGGCCGUACGCGGCGGAGCCCAAGGAGGACGGCAGCUGGGAGGAGGACUCGGACACGGAGUUCCUCGUCCGAUGCUGCGGGCAGGAUCGGCCGCUCGGGAAGAGGGGCCAGAAGCUUGUGGUCACGCCGGCUGCGGGCGGUCACUUCGUCACGGUGCACGACUACGUCAGCGCUGUGCAUCCCUGGCUCAUGGGCUUGCGUUCUGAGAUCUUGCUUGCUAAGACGGUUGCACAACCUCAGCCGUAUCCUGGGUCGGCGGGAAUGGCGUGGAUGGUGGACCAGGGGCCGGAGCACAAGGUGGAGGAGAAGCAGAGCUGGAUUCAAGCGCACGGGAGUGGCCCGCCGCGUCCUAUCCCUGCCUCGACGGCCGCGAUUCUCGCAAGGAUACAUGACGGACAGAUAGAUAUGCAGCUAUUCGAGGAGGCUAUAGACACCCUGAGCCUGCUGUUUCCCUUCCAUAACCAGCCAACGAAGAGGAUGUUGGAAAAGCAUGACAUGGCUUUCUAUGGGCUCGGACUCUGUGGUCGCCCUAGGAAACUGCUCCUGAGCGACUCUCGCUUGUGGAGGGGUCGAUUCGCCAAUAUCCACCAGAUCUUUCAGGACCCAACGACCGGCAUACAACAGUUGCUUCUGGAUGACGAAGGCAAGAAUCUCAUGCCGACCUUAACGUUUUGGGUCGCAGCGGCUGCCGGUACGCUUGCGUUGUUAGACAUGGGACUGGCUGUCGCGGCACUGGUGAACAGGAUUAAGCAAUAUGAACUUGGACUGAAGCAGUACGAGUUUUUCAUAUAUCAAGCAUGUGGGGACUCGUAUGCGAGAGACCGGUUGCCGCAGCUGUGUUCAGGUUACAAGUGA